This is a messenger RNA of Spodoptera litura, 1984 nucleotides long. The record is from RefSeq and is a predicted model, not a curated record. Lineage: Eukaryota; Metazoa; Arthropoda; Insecta; Lepidoptera; Noctuidae.
UCAUCUCCAUAAAGUAAUUUCAAGGCGACGCGACGCCUGCACAGACUUAUACGGCCCGGGUCAAAGUUAAUAAACUAAAAGAAAUUUAUCAAGCCUAUGUACAAUGAUAAAUAUCUGUGCGUUGGGUUUCCCAGAUAGCAGUGUACUAGUGUGUUUGGACACAUACAUACGGUGAUACUCAAUUUUAUUUAUCUAUACUUUAUUGAACUUUAUUUAUACUUAGUUUUUUCGUAGCAGUGUCCACAAGCAUUUUGUGGGCACAAACAAUCUUGCAAUACUUUAUUUUGCUCUAGUUGUGCCUUUUUUCCUUUAGGCUGCUACAAAAAUGGCUUCACUGCUUCGUAAAUUGUCUUACAACAGUUACACCCAAUGUCGGUCGUUGCAUAAAAUAGCAGUGGGCCACACAGUGCCUCUGACGUUCAACCAGUAUGAACAUCAGCAGAGGUUCCGUGAAGCUCAGGCUGAGAUCGUUGGCUCGUUAAUGUCCAGCCCUAAGUUCAAAGACCAGCUGGGCGAUGUUGAAGUCUGGAUGACUAAAUUGUUAGAUUAUGCUCUGGGCGGAGGGAAAAGGGGCAGAGGUCUGGCGGUGCCCUUUGCGUACCGAAUGAUGGAGGAUCCAGAGCACUUCACAGAGGACAAUCAUCAUAAAGCACGGAUCAUGGGAUGGGUUCUGGAAAUGUUCCACUCCUAUCUAUUCACAAUAGAUGACAUAAUGGAUGCCUCGAAGACUCGCCGCGGCCAGCAGUGUUGGUACCUACGUGACGAUGUCGGUAUGGGCGCGCUGAACGACAGCGGACUUAUAUUCAGCAGCGCAUACGAAGUCUUGGAGCAACACUUCGGAGAUGAUCCUAUUUAUGCAGAACUUGUUAGAAUUUGCAAUGGGGCAAUGAUGCACACAUGCAUAGGUCAGCACCUGGACUUCGCAUCAAACUACAGGCGGGAGAAGAACAACCUGGACACGUUCACAGUGGAACGGUUUGACGCCAUCGCCUUACAGAAGACCGCAAUCUACUCCUUCAAAUUUCCUAUGAAUUUAGCUAUGACUUUAGUUAAGGGCAAGAAUCAGAAUUUGCACCAUACAGAAGACGUACAUUCCAUCUGCUGGGACAUGGGCAAACUUCUGCAAUUAAUUAACGACUACAAAGACAUAUACUUCGACGAAAUCAAAACAGGGAAGGCCGGCACGGACAUACAGGAAGGCAAGUUGACGUGGCUCGCGGUGACAGCCCUGGAGCGAUGCACUGACGCACAACGAAAAUUCUUCGCCGAAAACUACGGCAUCGACAACCCUGAGAAUGUACAACGAAUCAAAGACUUAUUCGCAGAGUUGGACAUUGAAAAUAUUUAUAAAAAUCAUGAAAAAGCUGUGUAUGAAGAUCUAGUGAGAAGAAUCCGCGCUUUACCCACCAAAGGACAGACGCGUUUCUAUUCUGAAGUUCUAGAAGCGUGUUGUAAACAGUUGUACUGAUGUCUAGAACGCGCGUGGUGUAGGCAGAGUAAACAUUUGUUACCGCCCCUUCUCUUCCCCCGACUUAGGAACACUUAUCAGCACUCUUAUAGACCUGCCGCCCGGAUACUGAAAGGCUACUCAAUUUUAAGUUCUAUUUAAAUGUAUACCACCCAUCUCUGUCAUUUUACAAAGAAUGUGUAGUAACAGAACUAUACUUAUCGCGACUCACUUGAGUAUUUGGACAUGAAUUUUUUAAUCCUGCGGUCUCCAGCCAGCCUGCCAAGAGAUUAUGGCAAGCUUCUCUUUUAGGCAGUGGACCCUCAUGGUAUUGACGAUGUUCAUACUGAUUUAUAGGCCUAUAAUUUAUUUGUUUUUCUAAUAUACGCAUUACGCAUUAUUAUAAUGCGUACGCAUUACGCAUUAUUGCAUUAUUGUGUACAUUUAUUUAAUGUGAGUGAUCAAUCAGUUAUAAGUGACUUAAGUGGUACCUACCUGCGUAACAUAAUAUGCAUCUCAUUAAAUUACUACUUUUAC